Cornus florida is the source of this 1268-nucleotide messenger RNA. RefSeq lists its product as uncharacterized. The record is from RefSeq and is a predicted model, not a curated record. Bases 528 to 1163 code for a protein of 211 amino acids. The transcript has a single exon. Gene Ontology annotation, molecular function: protein binding. Lineage: Eukaryota; Viridiplantae; Streptophyta; Magnoliopsida; Cornales; Cornaceae.
CUUUGACUCCAUUAGUUGUACGAUAUCCUAUAUUAGCAUCUUCUGAAAAUUCAAACAAAUGAGCACACGCUCAUCAUAUUUACUUUAAUAGCGUUCAAACACAAAAUAUUUUAUUUAGAAGUGAUGAUAUUACCUAGGGUUCAUACACAAAAAAUUUGAUUUGGAGAGGGAUUAGGGUUUGAACACAAAAUUGUGGAGAGGAGUGACAUACUCAAUUUAUAUUCAAAUCGAAUCGAAAACGAAAGAUCAUUCCAUUUAGACUAAUCCCCGUCGAAAACAACUUCUCUCACAAUUUUUAUUUUUUUCAUAAAUUUUUUGAGUAGAAGUACAGUUAUCAAAUGGAACAAACAAUCUUAAUUCGGAUCCUUCAGCCCUUUAGAGCUCACAGUAUGACCCGACCCACAAACCAAGGGUCCAGAUGAAAUCAAAUGGCUAAUCAGAGCAUAUGAAUUUCUUCGUCAUCAUCGCCUUCAUCCUCCCUGUAAACUCACUAUAACUCAAUUCUAGAGAGAGAAAGAGAGAGAGAGAUGGGGACCGAUGUCCUCCUACAAGUGGCGAUCCUCCUGCUAACCCUAGGCAUCUUCUUCGCACUGCACAACUUUCCCAAACAAGCCCUAACCAAACUCCGAACCAAGGGCCGAUCCACCACCCAAGCCCACCGCCACUUCUUCCAGGGGGCCCACCUCCUGGCCCGAGCCCGAUCCACCCGCAACCGGACCACCUCCCUCAACCUCGCCAGAGACGCCGCCGGCGAGGCCCAAAAGGCGCUGACCCUCGAGCCCAAGGACGCCGCGGCCCACAUCCUCAAGGCCCUGGCCCACGAUCUGAUGGGCCACCGGACCUCCGCCCUCAGAUCGCUCGACACCGCCCUGUCUCCGCCGGCCGUGAAGUCGCUUUCGGAGAGGGAGCGAGGAGAUGCGCUGUUCAAGAGGGCGGAGCUGCAGGUGGCGGUGAAUCGGAGGCGGCGGGUCGACUCGGCGGUGGCGGACCUGGUGGAGGCGGUGAGGCUGAGCUCGGAUAACGCGAAGGCGUUCUGCUUGUUGGGUGAGUGUUACGAAUUGAAGGGGAUGAGAGAGGAGGCGAGGACGGCGUUCGAGGAGGCCAUACGGGUCGAACCCGAUUUGGUCGCGGCUCGUCAAGGGUUGGACCGCUUGGGUUCGUGAAAUACCUUUGCUGUUGCUUGAGUGAGACUUUGUAAUUGACUUUAAUUAAUAGACCACAAAAGUUAAUAUCUAUACAUAUAUAUUUUUUUGGGAAUGUUAAGUAAA